Messenger RNA from Papaver somniferum (opium poppy), 606 nucleotides. Its product is annotated as two-component response regulator 24-like. The transcript is spliced from 3 exons. The record is from RefSeq and is a predicted model, not a curated record. Lineage: Eukaryota; Viridiplantae; Streptophyta; Magnoliopsida; Ranunculales; Papaveraceae. Gene Ontology annotation, biological process: phosphorelay signal transduction system. The coding region runs from base 81 to 440 and encodes 119 amino acids.
GUGGUUUGUUGCGUAGUCUUUCCUAGCUAACUGAUCCUCCUUGGCAUCCAGGUUCAGCCUAAAAUUCCAGAUUCGUACUAAUGAAUCCACCUACCGCACUCGUUGUUGAUGAUUCAGAAUUUAUGCGUAAAUUUCACAGUUGCCAUCUAGAAUCUCUUGGUUUCCAAACUCAGGAGGUUGAGAAUGGAGAAGAAGCAGUGCGACUCCAUGAGCAAGGAAAGAGAUUUGAUGUAAUCUUAAUGGAUUACGAGAUGCCUGAAAUGAAUGGGGCACAGGCCACGAGUAGAAUUCGCGAAAUGGGAGUUCAAAGCGUCAUCCUUGGUGUUUCGGGUAUCGAUGAUGAAACUGUUCGAGCAAAUUUUGUUCAGUCAGGCUUGACGGAAUUCUUCAGCAAGCCCUUGCGUCGUGAUAUGAUAAUCCCUUAUUCAAGGUUCGCAUAGAGGUCGAUUGUUGUUCGCAAUAUGAGAGAGUGAUGAGACAGAAUAAAGAGAGGAAGUUGAUGAAUUUCUUCUUUGUAGUUGCUACGAGUUAAGAGCAACCUAGCUAGGAGUUACAAAUUAAUUACUCGUAUCUUUCAAUAUCAAUGCAAUAAAUUUGUUUCUCAAG